AUGAGCACAAAAAGAAAACGUGUGCCUGAACCCGAGCCGGAGAAGGAUAUUCCAUCCACUUCGACGGCGAAGAAAAGAAAGGGAAGAAUGACGAUUGCGGAAAAGGAGCGGAGAGAAUCGGAGAUGAAAAAAGGAGAGUACGUUAUGUCGAAAGUCCGGAGACAGAUGAACGCAGCUGGCACCGCUCCCGCCAUUGAGCGCUUUCUCCGUCUUCCAUCUCGACGUACUGAACCGGAAUACUACGAGAAAGUGAAGGAGCCGAUCGAUAUCACGACGAUCCAACAGAAGCUGAAGAACCCCGACUACUCGAGUUUUGAUCAAUUCUGUGAUGAUAUGUCCACCUUUAUCACGAACAACCUCUCCUAUUACAAGGUAAUUAGUGUCACAGGAUGAAAAAUACAUUCAAUGUGUUUCAGGACGACUCAGAGGAGCACAGUGACGUGCUUAAGAUUGAAGAAGUCUUCAAGAGUUCUAAGGAAAAAGUAGUUUCUGGAGAAUAUAUGGAAGACGAGGAGGAAGAAUCGGACGAAGCGACGGCAGAAGAGGAAUCCCAACAGGACGAAUCGGCUGCCAGCGAAUCUUCUCGUGAUUCGACGCCUAUGGAACUGGACGAAUUCAUGAGUAACGACCUGCUGGGAGCUGUACUCGAAGCCACAGACGGCUCGGGAAGGGUACUGUGUCCUCCAUUUCGAGCGCUUCAAAGCGAAGAAGACUUUCCCGCUUAUUACGCGAAGAUUGAGAAGCCGAUCGACUUGAAAACGAUAGCUCAAAAAGGAAGGGAAGGAAAAUACGAAACGAUAAAGGAUCUGAAAGACGAUCUUUUCCUUCUUUUCAAAAAUGCGCAGACGUUCAGUGGAAAGGGAAGUGAUAUUUACAAAGAUGCAGAGCUGUUGAAGACUGUCGUCCGGGAGAAGAUCGCCAAGAUUGAAGAGAAAGGGGUUCAUCCGAUGAGGAAGGCAAAGGCGGCGAGACUGGUGGACGCACUACUGGCGACCACUUCGGACGGCAACAAUUUCUCCGAGGAUUCUGAGGAAGACGAAGAAACUGAGAAUAACUCGGAGCCAGUGUGGAAGCUCUAUUGGACGAUCAGAAAUGCCACUCACGAAAAAGAUCGCAACAUCACUUUGGCUGAUAAUUUCCUCGAACUUCCAAGCAAAGAGUGAGCUCAUUUUUCCUUCAUCGAUUACGGAAAUUCGUUUAUUUCAGAAGCUAUCCCGACUAUUAUGACGAGAUCAAAGUACCGGUGUCCCUUUUUAUGAUAAACAAGCGGCUGAAAAACGGACAGUACGAUAUCAAAUCUCUAGUUGCCGAUCUGAUGCAGAUGUAUUCUAACGCAUUCGAAUAUAACCUCGAAGCCUCCGACGUCUACAUUGCCGCUGAAAAAUUGAAGAAUCUGACACUGCUCACUUGCAAACAGUUGGUACCUUCCCUUGACCUAUCCAACUACGAAGCGCAUUCUUCCCACAUUUCUCCGGCCAAACCGAAACCAAUCUCCCAUAGAGCCAGAAUAAAAAUGGAAAUCGACACUGAUUCGGAAGACAGUCGAGUAUGAUCGACGUUUGGAAAUUUCUCUAAAUUAACGUUCUCAUUUCAGACUCCUCCACCUUCUCACAAGCGCAAAUCCCCAAAAAAGGCUCGCAUGGAAAACGGAUCCGCGAUAAGGAGUCAGAAAAAACCGACGCCAUCGCUUGAGGCGAAUACUUUCACGAGACACACGCACAUGAUGCAGGGACUGUGGAACUGCGUAUACCAGUACAGAGUGAGGGUUCUCUCUACAUUUCCCUCGUUAUUCUCUUAUUUUCAGCACGAAGGAACUCCUGCGUACUGGCCGGCCGGAGCGUUCAUGGAUCUGCCAUCCAUGAAGCAAUAUCCGGAAUACUACCAAAUAAUUCAAAAUCCAAUCGACAUGAAGAUCAUCCGCCAGAAAAUCGACACCAAUCAGUACCCACACGUCGAAGCAAUGCUCGCUGACUGUAGACUGAUGUUCUCGAACGCCCGCGACUUCAACGAGCCCGCAUCGAACAUUCACAUCGAUGCUAUUCAACUGGAGAGAACUCUUCUCCGCACGUACGAGGGAAUGCGCAAUCAGUCGGUGAAUCACGUCGCGCCUUCCUCAAUGCCUUCGACGCCUUCUUCGUCCUCUUCCAAUCUGAUGAUGCAAAACAGAAUAAAGACGUUAGUUUCAAUUAACAGUUUUUGAACUAAUUCAGCUGAUUUGUUCAGGAAGACGACAAAAUCAGAGACGAGAGGACGAAAGAAGAAGAUCCACGGAUCAGAUGACGAAGAUGCUCCGAGAGUGCAAGUGCCGAAGCAGCAAAGGAGCAUGGAGGACGCAAUAAUGCAAUUGCCGCCGGAAGAGCAGAAGAUGUGGAGACUCUUCAAGGCCAUGAAGGAUGUCCGCGAAGAAGGAACGAACCGUCCGUUAGCUGUCAAUUUCAUGCGUCUGCCCACGAAGGACGAGUUGCCCUCGUAUUAUGAGGUAAUCAAGAAGCCAAUGGACAUGAUGAAGAUCAAGCAGAAGCUGGACAGCAGACAGUACGUCACUCUCCUCGACGUCGUCUCCGAUUUCAUGCUGAUGCUCUCCAACGCUUGCAAAUUCAAUGAAACCGACUCGGAUAUCUACAAGGAGGCGGUGGCUCUCCAAAAGGCACUUCUGGAAAUGAAGAGAGAACUAGACACUGGAGAAGACGUCCCCCGUGUUCAAGUCGAGCUCCGCACCAUAUUCACUUCCAUAUUCGCUUCGUUGUUCAGCAAGAAGGACGAAGAAGGAAAAUGUUAUUCUGAUCAUUUGACUGAGAUCACUGAAAUACUCAAGUCGAAGGGAGUUCCAGCCGCGGAGUGGCCGUUCACUUUGGAUCAAAUCAAGCUGAAUAUAGACAAGUGUCGGUAUAGAAGACUCGACAAACUUCAGAAGGACUUCUUCGAUCUCUUUGAACGGUGCAGAGAACUUUCUAAGGUCGGUUCGCCGAUGUACCUGGCUGCGUGCACGCUUCAAAAGGCGUUCAUUGAAGAAAGAGACGGAAGAUGCAAGGAUUUGAUACACUCGAAUGCUUACAGUGUCAUAGAAAAAGACAUUGAUGAGGCGAUCGCACAUGAGCGGACACAGAAGGCGAAGGAAGAAAACGACGAAGAUGCUGGAGGAAAACCGGGAACAGUGAAAAGAAAUGUGAGUUUGCUUCUUCGGAGAUCCUGGAAUAAUUCGAUAUUUACAGGAGAGCGAAGUUGAAGUCGAGGAUUUGGAAAUUGAAGGAAUAAAGUACUCGGCGCCGUGCUAUGCGUAUAUCAAUCGAACUGAUGACAAGAAAACGCCCCUCCACAUUUUCCGCAUUGAGCGGACUUUCAAAAACGAGACUAGCGAGCAGGCAAUUCAGGGAUUUUGGGUCUAUCGACCAGAGGAAACUCUUCAUUUGGCUAGUCGCAAGUUUGCCAAGCAGGAAGUCUUCCUCACCCCGUUCCGGGACACGCUUCUGGCGGAAAGACUUCGUGGACGUUGUGCCGUUGUUUCCAUUUCCACGUACACGGCGAAGAUCGUGAGCGAAUAUAGCGAGGAGGAUGUGUAUCUGUGUGAAUUCAAAUAUCACGGGAAGCCAAAAUAUUUCGCCAAAUUGAAAACCUGGCCAUACACAUCAGAAGAUGACGAACUUGAGUGUACAAAGAGAGCCAAACAUUUGACUCCGAAGAGGAAUUUGAAUGCAGCGGAUGCCGAUGGAAACGGAGAGAUUAAGGAAGCUGUUGAUGAAGGAGAGGAAGACGAUGAUGACCGUGCUCGCUGCGAAGUUUCUCUCGAAAUCGAGCGUUUCGAAUUGGCGGCAGCAUCAGCCAACGCAGAAGGAGAGCAAGGAAAGACCUACUUCCAGCAAAUCCGUUCCUCAACUGGCAAAUUUUACUGGCUGGGACAAUUCGUUCUCGUUUUCAAUCCGCGAAAACCUUUGUGUGACGUGAUGCGCAUUAAUAAAAUUUGGAGGGAAGAAGAGUGAGUUUCUAGUUCUGAAUAACUCAAAGUCUUUUUUUUCUUUUCAGUGGCACUGAAUGGUUCUCCGGUCCUUGGUUUGCUCGCCCGGCAGAGACGAUCCAUGACGAAGGACGGCUUUUCUUCAAGAACGAAGUGAUAGCCGUCUACCGAAAUGACGAAACUCGCAAAGUGUCCGAGAUUCAGAGACUCUGCGAUGUUAUGCCUGCCAAAGUUUAUGUCAAGCGUGAGUUGUAAUGCCAUGCCCGUAUUAGUCAAGUGGUCUCUUUUUCAGAACGUCAGACUGAAAUUUCGGAAUGUGAUGUGUAUGUUUGCGAAACGUUGGUGAACGGAACGGCCGAUGUCCCAGAGGACUGUUCUCUUCUCGGAUUCCCUCCCGUGAGUGUGAUUCAGUUAGACAAUAUAGCGGCGUAGAUAAGAAUCAAGCGUGUAAUUCAUUCGGCUUUCCUGUUUUACAAACACAAGAUGAGACAAAUUUUUCAUAAAAACAAUCGCGUAUCUAGUAGCAGGUGUAAUUGAAAAAAAAGUGCUCGUUGUAUCCUCUAUUUCAUGAUGUCAUGGCUGUAAUGUUACUGAUCCUUAUUGCAAGUCAAAUGAGGAAUAAAAAAUGUUUCAUCAUUUUCAGACUGCCAGUGACGAUUUCAGCUCUGCUCAACCAAUGAAUCUAGACUACGCGAAGAGUAUGCGCAAAAUGAAGGUUAGUAGCUUUUCGUUAAAAUUCUCGACGCUCCAAGUGCUCAUCCGGAUUGCUCUUCGGUUUCCGGUGGCUGCGCAAACGCCAUCUUUUUUUUCUUCUGCUCUUCUGUCACACCCUUCUUUCUCGUCUCUUUUGUCUUAUCUCUCUGUUUGCCACGUCAUUACAGACUGCUGCUGGAUUAAGGUACAUUACAUUCAGUGUCAAAACGAAAAACAGAAGCGCGAAAGAACCAAAUCUGGCGGAGCCCACUGAUAAAGCGAGCGGAAAGCAGAAGCCCGAGAAAGCAGCUGUUAUUCGCCGCACGAAGCCUCCCCCUAAUUGCCGCCGUCUCUCUUCAUCCGCCGCAAUCUUUCCCACUCGCUCUGUCCGCCAGCCAGUCAGUUCGGACGGGGUGUAUAACGUGCCCUCCCUGGGUCGUCCUCCUUUGUCCCUCUCUAUGUCUACGUCUCUUCUAGGACGUCGCUGCUCUCGUAAUGGGCGGCCGAUCGUCGAGCGAGGAGGGAGACCUGGUGUGGGGCGAGCCCGCUGCGCACUAAGGCCUCUCUGUUUGUGUGGCCUCCUCGCAUCGAUUUCCGCGCAAUAGAGACAUCAGACGAACAGAAAUGCGAGAGAGCGUUAGCGGAGGAGAACGUGCUGACGUGUGGGAGGUGAGAAAGUGUACGUCGCGGAGAGACGGGCAGACGGGGCGAGGUCGCGGAGAGAGCGCAGAUGGCGCGUCAUAGCGAGUCUAUGGUUUCGUGAGAGUGAGCGAGUGCGUCUAUCCGUCGGUCCUGGCUGUGUGUGUACAGGCGAACUACUGCGCCGUUGGUUUCGUCGGAUGCUGCCGCCGCUGCUGGUGGCCACCGCCGCCUGCCUGCUGCGGGGCUCCUCGCAGCCUGCAGCACAGCCCGAUUUUGUCUAUGAUACGCGUUUUGUUGGUCUUCUUCUUCUCCACCGCCACCUCCUCCCUCCUUCCCUGACCACCACCGUCGGCGGCGGCGGCGCCCCUACUGCCGUUCUACACGGAAACUAUGCCGCUGCUGUGUCUGCCUGUGUGUGCGUGCUUCUCUCGCCGCCUAGGAAUCCGAGGCCUCGCCACAGAGGGCGGGAGUACUGUAGACCGUCGCACAGUUAGAGCCCGCGACGUGUGACGAAUCCUAGGGUUGCGUCGAAAAGAGAGUAUUUGCGGAAAGUGUAGAAGAGACUUGACUGAUUAUCUGAGAUAGCUCACCCGCGUUCCUUCUUAUAACCACGUCACAUCGCACAGCCACUAAUUCCAACUAUGAUAAGUCUUUUCAGAAUUACAAGCUGCAUUCGUCAAUCCCGAAUGAAGAAUCGUUGUUCUACAAAACACCAAUAAAUAUGGACAAGGAACUCUCUCCGUUUUUAAAGGGCGAUGGCGCGAUGCCGCUUGACCAUCUGGACGAAAUGAUGGAGGACGACACGGACGGCAGCGAGUCCGUGUCGAGCACCAAUCCGGUUGGCAAGAUGAAGGAGGAGCCAGCUCCUCUCCCUCCACAGACGCCUUCUGCCUCCACGACACACGUAGUCGUUGCUUCUGACUUGCCAGUCAUGACACCUAAAGCGGUGAAGAGCAAGAGUGGAUACAUAUUGUUCUCGGCGGAAGUGCGUAAGAGGAUAAUGCACGAGAAUCCGGAUGCCGGAUUCGGAGAAGUUUCGAAGAUUGUCGGAAUUGAGGUAAGAUAAAAGGUAGAUAAACACGCUAAUAGCAGUAGUUUUCAGUGGAAGAAACUGUCAGAGGAACAGAAAAAACAAUACGAGAUGCGCGCUGAAGUGUUGGCAACGGAAAAGGCGAAGCAGGAUGCGAUUAAGGCCACGCAGGCGAUGGCUCUUCUCCCCGGACAAGUACGGAUAUUCCAGUGCCGAUGGGCGACCUGUGAUGCGCAGUACGACUGUGAGAAUGGCCUUCUGGAGCAUGUUAUUCAACAUCACACAAGCCAAAUUAUAAGUAAGUUUAUCGCAGAAAGAGGCGCGGAAUUCAUAGAUCGUGUUUCAGUGGACAGCGACCAACAGUUCGUGUGCAUGUGGAUGACGUGUCUUCGAAAUCGGAAGGACGGAAAACCCUUCCCUUCGCUGCCACGCCUUCAUCGUCACAUCAAAGAGAAGCACAUGCCCACGUCAGCAAAGAAUAUAUAUGCAACUCAACUCGGAAAGAACUACUUCAAAGUUGUUCCAAAUCCAGGAGACACUCCGGGAACUCAAGUGAUUUCCGCUCCUUACGGACGUGUUUCGGCACCAUCAAAUGGAAUUCAACAUGCUCCUCAGCCGAACGGAGUGAACGGAAAUCCGCCACAACAUGUAAUGACGAAUGGUCAGCCGAUGCAUCAGCAGAUUCAUCCGCAUCAGCAAGUCCAGCAACAUCAUCAUCCUGAGCAACACCAUCAACAACAGCAGCAACAUUUCCAGGUUAGUCGGCAAAGUGUUUGCGGACCGACGCGCUAUUGCACAGAGGCACAUGCGCUUGUUUAUGAAAUCGAUUCACAAACGUGGUAUUUUGCAGCAGACCCAACCCCAUCCACAAAUGCAAAUGGCGCAAGCACCGAACGGAAUGUACCACCAAGGACCAUCCUCCUCUCAGCAGUUCCAUCAGGCGCCACCUCAGAUGCAGCAACAGCAGCAAGCUUCAGCCCCACCGCCUCAGAUGCAACAAGUAGCCGUUGCGGACGUCGGCCGAACGGUCGUACGAGCUGUCGUCCCAGCCUUUGUCGCUCCACCGAAUCAAAUUCAUUCGAGACGAGUUCUCCAUUCGGAAGCAUAUCUCAAGUAAGAUAAAAUCAAAUUCUGACCAUAUUUAUGUUUGUUUUUCAGAUAUAUUGAGUCUUUGGCCCAAAACCGUCAGAAAUCCGUGAGUCGCUGGGAACGAAGUCUCGGAGCGACACACCGUAACACGCAGCCGAACGGGCAAUCACGUGUGCCAGCACACUGGAUAAGAGUAAGUUUGAAAAUUCAGUGACGUGUCAAAUGAGUUUCUGUUUGCAGAGAACCGAAAGUGGGCGACCCGUGGCACGCGAGGAAGACGUGUCAAAGGCUCUUUGGAAGCUGCGCGACGAACUGCUGAAGAGUACGUGUAGUCUCGUUAUGGACAGACCCGCACAAUAA
Molecule: messenger RNA, 7766 nt
Organism: Caenorhabditis sp. 36 PRJEB53466
Lineage: Eukaryota; Metazoa; Nematoda; Chromadorea; Rhabditida; Rhabditidae
Source: the annotation of a GenBank genome assembly